Nicotiana tabacum (common tobacco) is the source of this 2134-nucleotide messenger RNA. RefSeq names its product CBL-interacting protein kinase 18. Gene Ontology annotation, molecular function: protein serine/threonine kinase activity; ATP binding. Lineage: Eukaryota; Viridiplantae; Streptophyta; Magnoliopsida; Solanales; Solanaceae. Gene Ontology annotation, biological process: signal transduction; protein phosphorylation. The record is from RefSeq and is a predicted model, not a curated record.
AUUACAACAAUUGUAUUAAGACAACAGCUUUGUGCGUUUCCUACAAAAAUACAGAUUCACGAAAUUACACAUUUACGACCAGAGCUUGUUUUUUUCUCUAUUUCUCUACCCUCUUAGCUUCGGAUCUUCCGAAGUUGUAUUCUCCUACAAGGUUUCUCUUUCGUUAAACCAUUUCAGGUUUCUUCUUCUUUUCCUCUUUCUUGAGAUUUUGCGACAUAUCACUGAAAGCAAAUAUAUUUGGGAUGCAGAAAGAUGGGGUUGAACGACACCUCUUGGUUCUUAGACGCCUCUGAUUUUCCGUCUGCAUUGGGGUUAUUCUGUUUUCUCCAUAAUGAUUUCAAAUUUGCAGCUCAUACGGCAUUUAAGUUCUCGUGCCAGAUGCACAAUGAAGCCACGGUGCUUAAGCAUCCAGUAGUCGUGCUGAAGCACGGCCUUGUUGCAGACGGUUGAAUGCCGAAACAAGGCCUCCUGCUCGUGAAAAAAACGAAGUAAUCAUAUCAGCAGGAGAAGAAUUAUUUAUAGUUUAAGGUAGGAUUGUUAGUUGAAAAUGGAGAAGAAAGGAAAUGUAUUGAUGCAGAAAUAUGAAUUGGGGAGAUUAUUAGGUCAAGGCAACUUUGCUAAGGUUUAUUAUGGAAGGAAUCUGAAAACUGGACAGGGUGUAGCUAUCAAGGUAAUUGAUAAAGAGAAGGUUCUAAAGGCUGGAUUGAUAGAACAGACCAAACGAGAGAUAUCUAUUAUGGCACUGGUCAAACACCCACAUGUUUUGCAGCUAUACGAGGUCAUGGCAACUAAGUCUAAGAUUUACUUUGUGAUCGAACAUGCCAAAGGCGGGGAGCUUUUUAACAAGCUGGCAAAGGGGAGGCUCAAGGAAGAUGUUGCUAGAAAGUUCUUUCAGCAACUGAUCACCGCUGUUGAAUUUUGCCACAGCCGAGAUGUUUAUCACCGUGAUCUCAAACCGGAAAAUCUCCUGCUGGAUGAGAAUGGAAACCUAAAGGUCUCAGACUUUGGAUUGAGUGCAUUGGCUGAGUCUAAGAGGCAAGAUGGCUUACUCCACACAACGUGCGGUACGCCAGCAUAUGUUGCGCCCGAGGUGAUUGGUAGAAAAGGAUAUGAUGGUGCCAAAGCUGACAUCUGGUCUUGUGGGGUGAUCUUAUUUGUCUUGUUGGCUGGUUAUCUUCCAUUCCAUGACUCAAAUCUUAUGAAUAUGUAUAGGAAGAUAAGCAGGGCAGAAUACAAAUGCCCUAAUUGGUUCCCACUAGAAGUGCGUAAACUUCUCUCUAGGAUCCUUGACCCAAACCCUCAUACAAGGAUUUCAAUAGCCAAAAUUAAGGAAAGCUCCUGGUUUAAGAAAGGGUUGGAAUCCAGGCAUGUGAGAACCAAACUAGUACAGAACCAAAAUGUUAAUGCAGAUGGCAAUGUUGUUUGCAGUUCGAGUUUGGAGAACAGCAUCUCUUCCUCUGACACAAAGCUAGAGUUAGCAAAACCUAUGAAUCUUAAUGCAUUUGAUAUCAUCUCUCUUUCAAGUGGUUUUGACUUGUCUGGUCUAUUUAUAAGAAAUUAUCAAAAGGAGGAACUGCAAUUCACAUCGGUGAAGCCUGCUGCGGUCAUCAUAUCCAAGCUUGAGGAAGUUGGCAGGAAUCUGAACCUAGAAAUAAAGAAAAAAGAAGGUGGAUUUUUGAGAUUAGAGGGAUCAAAAUAUGGAACUCUAUGCAUUGAUGUGCAAAUAUUUGAAGUUACUGACUCCUAUUACUUGGUUGAGCUGAGAAGGUCAGGUGGUGAUGCGAUCGAGUACCAAAAUAUGUUGACACAAUCUAUUAGACCAGCACUUGAGGAAAUUGUUUGGGCGUGGCAAGGUGUGCAAUCUCAUCAUUAGUUAGUAGAAUCACUAAAAAAGAGCUUCUUAUUUCCAGAUGCUCACUCUGUCAGUUUAUCUUACUUUUGUAUUAAGUAGUAUCUAAGCUAAUCCUGAUUCUGCCUGUUUGGUUUGCUAGUACUAAUUGUCAUUUUUCACUAUGUAUCUGCCUGUUUUCAGCACCUAUAUAUCCAAGAAAGCAUAUUACUGCAAACUUCAAAUUGUUUUCCUGGUCGACGAUUAUUUUGUUGUUUCAGCUCAUAUAUAUUCUGCCUUAUGCAA